Messenger RNA from Cyphomyrmex costatus, 456 nucleotides. RefSeq lists its product as uncharacterized. NCBI's taxonomy places the organism in Eukaryota, Metazoa, Arthropoda, Insecta, Hymenoptera, Formicidae. The record is from RefSeq and is a predicted model, not a curated record. The transcript has a single exon. The coding region runs from base 1 to 456 and encodes 151 amino acids.
AUGGUGAAAGAGUGCAAUGCUGAGGACUUGAGUUGCGAUACCUCUGGUGACAAGGUAGGCGUUGAGCACGUUGACGUUAAGGUCGCUCGGCCUGUAGUUGACGUCCCGAAGAAGGAAGUUCCAUGGACAAGGAUCGUUGGUAGGCGGCAGCGGAGGUCUUCUUCUUCGGUUGAAAUUCCGCAGAUUAAACAGAGGGCAGUCAAACCCGGAACUGGCAGGAAGAUUACUAAGCUAUCUGCUAUUCAGAUAGCUUGCAGAGAGGGUACCACAUACGCAGAGGCCAUGCGUGUGGCCAAAGCGGGAGUGGAUAUUAAGCCGUUAAAAAUAGGGGAUAUCUUUCCUAGGAAAACUAGAACAGGAGAUUUGCUCCUUGAGCUCGGAGGGGAGGACUCGAGUAGUAAGGCCGACCAUUUGGCGACCAAACUGAAAGAAGUCCUCAAAGAUAAGGAGGGGUGA